AUAUCGAGGGCGCGCCCCUUCCCACGCCGCACGGCCUGCUCCAGGGUCUUGGAUAUGGAUCUUCUUCAGUUCCUGGCCUUCCUCUUUGUCCUGCUACUUUCUGGGACAGGAGUCACAGGCACCCUGAGGACCUCCCUGGACCCAAGCCUGGAGAUCUACAAGAAGAUGUUUGAGGUGAAGCGACGGGAGCAGCUGUUGGCACUGAAAAACCUGGCACAGCUGAAUGAUGUCCACCAGCAGUACAAGAUCCUUGAGGUCAUGCUCAAGGGGCUCUUUAAGGUGCUGGAGGACUCCCGGACAGUCCUCAUUGCUGCAGACGUGCUCCCAGAUGGGCCCUUCCCCCAGGACGAGAAACUGAAGGAUGCUUUCUCCCAAGUGGUGGAGAACACAGCCUUCUUCGGCGAUGUGGUGCUGCGCUUCCCAAGGAUUGUGCACCACUACUUUGACCACAACUCCAACUGGAACCUCCUCAUCCGCUGGGGCAUCAGCUUCUGCAACCAGUCAGGCGUCUUUGACCAGGGGCCCCACUCGCCCAUCCUCAGCCUGAUGGCCCAGGAGCUGGGGAUCAGCGAGAAAGACUCUGACUUCCAGAACCCAUUUAAAGUAGACCACAGAGAGUUCAUUUCCAGCACCGACCCUUUCCAGAAGGCCCUGAGGGAAGAGGAGAAACGCCGGAAGAAAGAGGAGAAGCGGAAAGAGAUCCGAAAAGGCCCGCGGAUCUCACGAUCCCAGUCUGAGUUAUAAGCCUGGAGCAGUCCAGGGUUCAGGGGGCCAGGAGAAGGCAGCAUGGCCAGGGCUCAGCGACAUCGACUGGUGGUGAGAGCCGGCCCCUGUGAGAGGCGAGGCCACGUUUGCUUGGCCUCCUGCGGCUGGCUCUGAGCUCCAGCUCAGAGGACUGGGCCACAGAAGGCUGGAUUUCCUCCCAGGGGCUUCCCUGGAGGGGGUGUCGAGGGGGCCUUCAGAGGAUGCUAUGCUGCAGACCUAACCCUGUGGAGAUACUGGGGGAGGCAGGAGGGAUCCUGGGCCAGACCCUCCCCAUGGGUUACUACCAGUGGUCAGCUGGCUG
Ceratotherium simum simum (southern white rhinoceros) is the source of this 1066-nucleotide messenger RNA. RefSeq names its product coiled-coil domain containing 134 (gene CCDC134). Lineage: Eukaryota; Metazoa; Chordata; Mammalia; Perissodactyla; Rhinocerotidae. The record is from RefSeq and is a predicted model, not a curated record.